CGCUAUGUCAGGCCCGAGCCGGCCUCGAGGGCGUGGCUUUUGAUUGCGGCAUUGAUUGCAGCAGCCAAAAUCUCCCUCCGUCCCAUCCCAUGGAUCCCUCCCUUUGCCCCCCUCUUUGACAUGGAGCCUAACGUGCUAUAUGUACCUACAUACAGUAGUCUGCGCCGAAGCUCCUGUCGAUGGCGCUGCGGAGGCCCGCGUCUGUUGGGCUGGGUAGUGUAGCACAAACCUACCACACACACACCAUCACUAAGCGCCAUGCACCGUGAGCACUCCCCGAGAAGGCAUGUUUCUGUCCACGGCCGGCUCUCUCAGCUGGCCCAACGCGGCGGCAUCCGCAAAGCCCCGAACCCCUCCAUCCAAGGCUACCGAAAAUACAAAGAGGGAAACAGGAGCUGCCCCGCUCACAUGGCCAUGUGUCCAUAGCCGAGAGUCUGCUGCCCCGGGCUACAGGGAGGGCUUGCCUGCUUUGCUCGACCCCCACCUCCCCUCCGACAAGGACAACCAGCGCACCGUAACCCUCCAGGCAUAAGCAUCCAGAUUCGGACAGUAAUGAAGCAAAAACAGACAAGAGACCCCCAUGCCCACCCAUCCAUCGGCUUCCAUCGUUUCUGAUCACGGCUGGUGGGCCCGAAACACACGCAUCCUUGCUCUGCCCGCGCACUGUCCUGCGAAGCGAGCGGUGUAGACCCCCCUCUCCCCUCCACAAAUGAUGAAGCUGGUAGCGCCCCUCACGCUCCCCCGCCGUUGAUAUCACACCCAGCUUACCCGUCAGACGCCAGCAAAGGUAACAACAAGCAACAAGCCUUCUUGCUGCACCGUUUUUCGGGGGGCGCGGUUGCUGGCCCAUUGAGAGACUGCUGGAAAAGGUUGCUAUGUACAUUAUGUUCUCUCAGCCCAACUUCCGGGCCGUGAUUGCUUUUGUUCGAACGCAAGGGUGAUGUUUGUUUUGUUUUGUUUCUUCGCAUCACAUCGACUUUGUGAUUUCAUGCCAGCGAAUCCGCCCCGUCUGCGCCUGGUGUCGUUCUUGUGCCCAUCACUAGAAAGGGGUUAAAGGCAAAGGAAAUUGAG
This is a messenger RNA of Gaeumannomyces tritici R3-111a-1, 1071 nucleotides long. RefSeq lists its product as hypothetical. NCBI's taxonomy places the organism in Eukaryota, Fungi, Ascomycota, Sordariomycetes, Magnaporthales, Magnaporthaceae. The record is from RefSeq and is a predicted model, not a curated record. The transcript has a single exon. The coding region runs from base 287 to 532 and encodes 81 amino acids.